Messenger RNA from Amoebophrya sp. A25, 3258 nucleotides. The record is from the annotation of a GenBank genome assembly. Lineage: Eukaryota; Dinophyceae; Syndiniales; Amoebophryaceae.
AUGGUCCCGCUUCCUCCUCCCACGAUUCGGCUGCCCUGCUCAGGAGUCGCGUUUGCACUCCUAGCGGCCCUACUUGCACUCUCAGCUCGAGCAGCACAGUGGAACAACAGUUGUCCUCCGCUAUUUUUGGCACGAGAUUAUGAACGUGGUCUUGCGUCCUCUAGUACACAUACGGCCAACAUCUCGCCAGCAGGAGAUGCACAACAAGGAGUCUCUGACUUAGAUGCAAGCACGUCGCCAGGAAGUGAAGGCGAUCGCCACCAUCGGGAUCAUGAAGAUGACUGUAAUGAUUAAGGCUCUUGCGUUAAUCCAUCUCACCUGGAACGAAGCAUCCUAGCUUCUCAAGGGCAAAGAAAAGGGUUCUGGGAAUGGGAUGAUAGUAUCAAGAUGGAUAACAAGGGUGAGCUCUAUUAAAAUGAAGACGUUGAAGACCGGACAGCAGAUGUUGAAGAUGUUGAGUUUCAACAUGCUUCGCCUGUGGUUUCGCUUGUUGAGGAGAAGGAUCUCGACGACAGGAUGGAAAAUAGAAAAUAUCUUCAGUUAAGGCUCAAAAUUAUAUUUCAUUUCUAUAAGUCAUUUCUCGCAAUUUUCUUUUUGGGAAUCUGAAGAAAUGAACGCAAGAAAUGAAAUGUUUUGACCUCAUCUAAUUCAGGUUCUUCGCGACGAUCAUCAAGCUUCUCCUUGUUGCAACGACGACAGGAUGAAAAAGAGGAAGUAUCAAGAUCUUCUAGCUUUUUGCAACCUAGGUCGUACUAUCAGUCAAGAGGAUCGGCAUUCGGGGAAACAUGCGAGGCAACGUGAAGCUGUCACCCACUCCUCGGCCACUGCCGUCUCGGGUGGUCCUGAACAUCACCAGGCAGUAGACACUUUGAAUAGAUUUGAUUUCUCUUAAGGGUAGGUUAAAGGUGCUUUUCUUACCGCUUUUUAUGCCUCUCUCCCUUAGGAUGAGAAAGGCAUAACAAGCGGGGUAAGCGAGCACCAAAAACCUACCUCUAAGUUUUCUCCGCAACAUCCUCAUGGUCCGACGGUCUGGGCGGUCCUGUGACUGGUCGUGGUGGAGGCAAUGCAGAAGCCGUGGAGUGGCCGCCCGAUCUGGAUGCAGCUCGCCUACUUCUGGGUUCUCGUGGUCUGUGGUGCUGUUCUCCUGCUGUGUGCGAUUCUCAACUGUGCCGCCUCACUAAUAGUAAUCUGUGCGUUUGUUGUUCCACUACAGAAACAGAGUCUGGAUCGUGUGAGGAGUAUCUGCAGAGUAUCUCCUGCUACAGUAGUAGCGCUCCUACAGAAGUAGAGCUUCUGCAGAGUAUUUGUAUUCCAAAUACAAGAAUAGAAGACGGAGACCAGCUCCCUCGCAUCGUCGAUGCUCUUGAGUUGGAUGCCAUGAUCAAUGGAGAUGGGCACCACUGGACAAGUAUUUCUUUUGAGGGUAGACAUGGACAUCAUGGGCACCACUGGACAAGUACUUCUAGGACAUCAAGUACUUCUGAUAUUAUGGUCAACAUUUAGUGUCCAUCUUUCUCGGCAUCUUGGUCCCCUUUUGCCUUGAAAAUUCUCAUGAAAUACGAGGUACAAGGGGUCAAGAUGAGGGGGCCGACCUAGAGGGGAGGUUAAAGCAGGCGUUCUUGAUGUUGCCGUUUGUUAUAGCUCUCCUAAGGGAGACAGGCACCAUAAGAAACGGGAUAGACGAACACCAAAAAGCUACCGCUAAUUCUAGAAGUGCUACGACAAGCAUGGGCGCGGUAUGUGAUGGCGACCAGCUGGCAUUGGAGGAGAUCACAGAAAAAGGCGGAAUCGGAGACAAGAAGUUGCGGAUUAAAGAUGAAGCCGCAUCGCGGCCUUCGCUGUUCCCGCAUCUUCAAGUUCACGUACUACCCUCGCAUCAAGUACAACUCCCCACUACUUCUUCCGCUGGUGCUGCUUCUUCUUCGCUGGGACAAAAAUCCUUCCUUGCGCGUGGUUCGGCAGGAGGUGCGUCAACAACAACGAGCAGUCCUACUCGGUCAGGCGCACCCCACCGCGUUCAACUGCAUCAAAGCUACCGUGGUGAGGUCCGCGGAGUCGGGCCCCCGUGGAUUGAUUCGCUUUUUGCUGGCCAAGAUUCUAUUGAUUGCGAAAUGAUCCGUCGAUUGAUGACUCGCGAGGAGCUUCAAGCGCGAUCGACCUUCGCGGUUACUUCUCAAAUCCAUGAACGGGAUAAUGGUGGGUGUAGUCUGCACUUUCAUCGUGCUGUGUGGCGCGAACUCGCUGGCGUGCCGCAUCGACUGGCAGGCUUUCACAAGGUUCCGGGUGCCGCGGCAAGCUCAGUCCUUUGUCCAACACCGAGGAGGCCGAUCCUGCCUAUUUUUCAGAAGAAUCCACCUCGAAAGAGCGACUUGGAACUGCCUUGAGACCAGUUGCAUCUUCUUCAGAAGACUCGGAACUGCCUUGAGAUCAGUUGCAUCUUUUUCAGAAGAAUGUUGCCGUUUCUUUUGCCUCUCCUGAGGGGGAAUGGCAGUGCGAAUGAGUUAUGAUCAGAACAAGGAGUUGUAGUAGUUGUAGCUGUUCAGAUUGGAAUCUUUUGUAGUCUGUUAAUGAUUUUUUGUGGAAACUAGAACUACUUUAUUCUCCCUCGAAAGCGGCUACUAACCAGCUUAGCCUGAUGGAAAGCCAGACCGAUCACCAAGCCAGAAUGGACUAAGAUGCAAAAAAGCGCAGACGAAAUUAUCUGUAUCUGCAGUUACAAAAAUGAUCCUCCCAUUCCCUUUGCUGAGGCUGCCGUGAUACGAGACGCGUUGAAUUUACAGCCGGACAAGGAUUUCUAGAAGCUUUCUGGAAAAGGACAUUCCAUGCAGCAGGCUUGUCCGGAAAUACUAAGAAUCUUCCCGUACUGGCUCGCAUGUAGCAAAUCCAAGAAAUUCAAAUCGUUCAAAGUGAAGCAUCGUCUAUCAUGAUGUAGGAGUUGUUCCACUACGUGAACUUCUUUUAGGUAGUUUGUACUACUUUUAGGUAAAAGUUUGUACAAAGUUAUAGACUGUUGCCAAUUCCAUGGGAAUCAGGUCUAUGACUGGGAAUCAGGUCCUGAGGCUAAUGCUAGGAAUCGACCCCACCUGGUCCCCCUCCUGCUCGUCGAGAAAACAUUAAGUCUUUGCUUUUCUCCUGACUGAUACUACGAGCGCUGAGAGAAGAGAAUGCGUCUCGUCUAAACACUAUACGACCUGCCCUUCACCUACAUGCUGCUACUUGAUCAGGGACAAACUUGGACUACUGGCGUUAUCCCUUCAU